Molecule: messenger RNA, 291 nt
Organism: Racocetra persica
Lineage: Eukaryota; Fungi; Glomeromycota; Glomeromycetes; Diversisporales; Gigasporaceae
Source: the annotation of a GenBank genome assembly
UCAAGAUUGAACAAGAAAAAUAAAGAUACUAAUGAUUGUAUUAAAAACUUUCAAAUUAUUAGUGCUGAGGUUGCUGAGAUGAAAAAUUCUGGUGCAGCAAAGAGCCUUGUUGAGCCUUGUUGGGUAAAAAUGGAGGUUGCUGGAAUGAGAGAUCCUAGUGUAGUGAAAAGCCUUGUUGAGGUAGAAAGUAUUGCUGGAACGAGGAACCUUGCUGAAGUAAAAAAUGUUGCUGAAGCAGAGGGUAUUGUUGAGAUGAAAUAUAUUGUUAGAACGGAAAGCCUUGUUGAGUAA